AUGGCGGCGGCGGGGUGGUGGUGCUGGCCGCUGCCGGCGUGGCUGGGCUCCGGCGCGGCGUGGUUCGUCCUGCUGAACGUCGUCGUGGGCGCCAUCUUCGCGCUGUCGUCGCGGGCGCAGCCGCAGUCGCCGUCGCCUCGACGCGGGAUCACGCGCAGGGCGUCGUCGGUGCUGCUGCAGCGGCUCCGGUCCUUCUCCGUCUUCUCCUCCCCGUCGCCGAGCUUCCACACCGAGGCGGCGCCCGAGGACUCGCACGCGACCUCCAGUCGAACAGAGGACGCCGGGCCGAGCGCGAGGGCGUGGUCGCCGUCCACCCCGCGCGCACCGAUAGCGUCUGCACCGGCGGGAAAGGAGGAGGACGAGGAGGACGUGGACUCGUUGAGCAUGGACGACGUGUACGCCCUUGUGCAGGCGCGACGGCAGCAGCCGCCGCCGACGGAGGAGGAGGAAGCGGCCGGGUCGGAGGUGGACGCCAAGGCGGAGGAGUUCAUCCGGGGGUUCAAGGACGACCUCAGGCAGCAGCGCCUCGAUUCCAUCUUCAACUACACGCAGAUGCUCAAGCAGCGCGCCGCCGGCCGUGGGACGCCGGAAGCCGAGCCAGAUACCAUACGCUAAUGGAUUCCAUCGUUCUGCU
Molecule: messenger RNA, 634 nt
Organism: Lolium rigidum
Lineage: Eukaryota; Viridiplantae; Streptophyta; Magnoliopsida; Poales; Poaceae
Product: pathogen-associated molecular patterns-induced protein A70-like
Exons: 1
Coding region: 1-615 (204 amino acids)
Source: RefSeq, a predicted model, not a curated record